AUGGCUCAGCCUAAUCCUUACCUGUUGGCCUGCGACAACCCGUCAGCGCUACUCGAACUCUUGCGUGCCAAUCCUGCGAUCGCUUCUUCCCAAGACGAAAACGGGUACUCCCUGCUUCACGCCGCCUCUUCAUACGGCCAUGUCGAUCUCCUCCGUGCGCUAGUGAAGGAGUUCAAUGUGGAUGUCAACCUCCUCGACGAAGACGGCGAGACCUGCCUGUUCGUGGCCGAGGUUCCCAGGAUCGCGCGAUGCCUGGUCGAGGAACUCGGCGUGGAUUAUAACAAGACCAACGAUGAUGGCCUCAAGGCCUAUGAGAAGAUGGAGGCCGAUGAAGAGUUCCCUCAAGUGGUCGCCUACCUCCGUGAAGUCGCCGGCGCUCCUGCCACAGCGCCCGCAGACGGUCCGGAGGGGCCAUUGAACGCUCCGCCGCCCAUUCCUGGCAACAUGCAGGUGAACAUUGGUACAAUGUCAGAGCAAGAAGUCAAUGCUAGUGAAAUGGAGGUUGAUCCCGAGUUCAAACGCCGUAUCGACGAGUUGGCAGCUCGCGAAGACUUCAACAGCGCUGCUACACAAGAGCAAUUGCGGGCAUUGGUCAUGGAUGCCAUUUCUGGUUCCAGCAUUGAGACUGUGGAACGUGAAAUUCGGAGGAGGACGGAGUAG
Molecule: messenger RNA, 660 nt
Organism: Penicillium subrubescens
Lineage: Eukaryota; Fungi; Ascomycota; Eurotiomycetes; Eurotiales; Aspergillaceae
Product: ankyrin repeat protein
Exons: 1
Coding region: 1-660 (219 amino acids)
Molecular function (GO): protein binding
Source: RefSeq, a predicted model, not a curated record